Falco peregrinus (peregrine falcon) is the source of this 2911-nucleotide messenger RNA. It is a transcript of the gene SMPDL3A, whose product is annotated as sphingomyelin phosphodiesterase acid like 3A. Gene Ontology annotation, biological process: sphingomyelin catabolic process. The record is from RefSeq and is a predicted model, not a curated record. Gene Ontology annotation, molecular function: sphingomyelin phosphodiesterase activity. Bases 667 to 1749 code for a protein of 360 amino acids. NCBI's taxonomy places the organism in Eukaryota, Metazoa, Chordata, Aves, Falconiformes, Falconidae. The transcript has 8 exons.
GACGGGCAGGGCGCUCCCGGCACGGCCAACAUGGAGCUGCGGGGAGGACGCGCCGCCCUCUCGGCCCUCGGCCUGGUGCUGCUCUGCUCCGCGCUGCGGGCGGCGCCGGCCGGGCCGCAGCCCCGCGCCGCUGUGGGUGAAGUGGAGAAGUUCUUCUACCACCUCUUCUACUCUCCAGUUUCCAGACUGCUAUUAAGGAAAAGGAGUUGAUAUUCCAGUCCCUACCAACCUCCAUUUUUUUUCCUGCUGAAUAGCUUAAACCUAUGCCUCUGCUUUCAGUUUUUCUAAGCAGACUACGCAAAGAACUUGUCAGGAAUGCAGAACUUUCCCACACUUACCAGAAGGGCUAAUCAGCAAUUUGUUAAAUUUCUUCUCCUUUUCAAAACUUGGAAGAGGAAUAGCAGUAGACAAACUGAAGCGAACUUUGCAUUACCCGUGUAUAUCCAGUUCAAAUGCAAAUAAUGCAUUUUCUUUAAUCUUUGUUUUCUGAAAACAGGGCAGUUCUGGCAUGUAUCUGACCUACAUUUAGAUCCGACUUACCACAUUACCCCUGACCGCACCAAAGUUUGUUCUUCUUCCAAAGGAGCCAAUGCCUCCAACCCAGGCCCUUUUGGAGACUUUUUGUGUGAUUCUCCAUAUCAACUUAUUUUGUCAGCAUUUGCAUUCAUGAAAGAUUCAAAACAACAGGUUUCGUUCAUGAUUUGGACAGGAGAUAGCCCUCCUCAUGUUCCUGUAGGAGAACUCUCCACAAAGUUGGUCAUUAACAUCAUUGGCAAUAUGAGUUCUACAAUUCGUAAUUUCUUUCCAGAUCUUCAGGUUUUCCCAGCCUUGGGCAAUCAUGACUACUGGCCACAGGAUCAGCUUCCUGUAACUACCAGUGAAGUUUACAAUGCUGUAGCAGAUUUCUGGAAACCUUGGCUAACAGAUGAAGCAGUCAACACCUUCAGAAAAGGUGGCUUCUACACACAGCUGUUUGAAUCCAGUGAUAGCUCUCAACCACUCAGGAUAAUCAGUCUGAACACAAAUUUAUAUUAUGGCCCCAACAGUGUAACUGUGAAUAUCACUGACCCAGCCAACCAGUUUGCUUGGCUGGAAGGAAUACUAGAAACCUCUUUACAAAAGAAGGAAAAGGUAUAUAUAAUAGGACAUGUGCCAAUAGGAUACUUGCCAUAUGCAAGGAAUACUACAGCUAUCAGGGAGCAUUACAAUGAGAGACUGGUAAAGAUUUUUCGCAAAUACAGUAGUGUUAUUGCGGGGCAGUUUUUUGGACACACACAUAGAGAUAGUAUCAUGGUCCUCCUGGAUGAAGAAGAAAAGCCAAUAAAUUCCUUGUUUGUGGCACCUGCUGUAACCCCAGUGAAGAAUGUAUGGCAAAUGGAAUCCAAUAACCCUGGUGUCAGAUUGUAUCAAUAUGAUCUUCUUGAUUAUAGCUUGCUGGAUCUUUGGCAGUUCUAUUUGGACCUCAGAGACGCCAACGAGAAAAAUGAAUCAAACUGGAAAUUAGAAUACGUCCUAACUAAAGCUUAUGGCAUUGAAGACUUGAAGCCAGAAAGCCUAUAUGAAAUGGCCAAGCAGUUGUCUGUGCCACAUAGCACACUGUUUGAACAGUAUUACAGUAACUUCAUUGUGAGUUAUGACAAAACCAUUGUCUGUGAAGAGGGGUGCAAGACAUGCCAAAUAUGUGCAAUCCAAUAUUUGGAUUACCUCUCGUACACAGAUUGUAUCAAUCGGGAAGCAACGUGGAGAUGAAGUGUCCGUGCAAUUUAUGCUGAUACUGACUCUAGCCUGUGAUUUAAAGAGACUGCUCAUCCUGUCACUCAAGCACUGACGUGCUGACAGGCACUCUGUGGGACUUCUCUGAAUUUCAGGGGGACAAUAAAUCUCCCUAGACCUUUCUUCCUGUAAAAAUGUAUUCCUUCAACAUCUACAUAAAAGCUCAUUGGCUAUGUAAUAGUGGCCAAAUACUUUGCUGUUGUAUCAAGUGUCCCAUACCAUCCACAACAGGCAUCCCAGUAUAUGGGAACAGAAGUUACUCAAUUCUUUGGAAAUCCAAAUCUCUCUUCUCAGGGUCUGUAAACAUAGGCAAUCCCAUUUCAGGCAUGGGAUUGGUAUAGGGGCAGGUUUCAACCAUCUGCUGUCACAAUUUUCAAACUUUAAUCUGCAAAACCUGGAUUUGCUGAGACUGGAGUGCAGUUAUGUUAUUGAUGUGAUGCCAGUAUUUGAUAUCUCCCUGUGCCGAGAUUCCUUUUCCUUCUUAACCCCUUAAACCCGCCUCAGCUGAAACCUGCCUCUGCUUGGGGGCAUUUUCUAAGGAUGGCAUGAAAGUGACAUAAUGGAAUACAAACCUCCAUCCUGUAAAUACUUAAUGCAUUUUUGUUCAGAAUGUGUGUGUUUUUCCAGCACAAAGUGCUUUUUUCUUAUGUUAGAGACAUACACUUUGAUACUGGUAUCAAGCAGUCUCCUGGUACGAGAUUUUGUGGCAGGCCAUAGAUCAGGUUUAAAUUUAUCAGUGUCACUAAUUAGACGUAGCAUAUACAUUCUCUAUGCAGCACAGGUAAGCAUGCCCUUGUCAUGGUGUGCCUCAGGUUUCUUUUUUCAUAGAGCAGUCUAGUUCUUAACAUGAAGAUUAUCACAUGUAUGAAUUCACAACUGCAGCAACCACUUUUUCCUCUUCUUGUGACUAAAUGUGUGCACAAGAUGGUAACAUGAAGAAGGCCUUUUAUCUAGAAGGACCUUUACCCAUUUUUCUGUCACGUCAAGAAAUACACUUCUGGAACCUUUGGUCAAUAUAAUACUAUACGGACUCUACUCUAGGUAAUAUUGUUUCAGAGUUCCUGCAGCUGUAGAAAUAGUUAUGUGACAAAUCCAAUUGCUAACUGUUUAUUUUCAUGAGAUUAAAGUAUUUACUGUA